Lindgomyces ingoldianus is the source of this 2065-nucleotide messenger RNA. RefSeq names its product pisatin demethylase. Gene Ontology annotation, molecular function: heme binding; monooxygenase activity; iron ion binding. The coding region runs from base 231 to 1808 and encodes 525 amino acids. NCBI's taxonomy places the organism in Eukaryota, Fungi, Ascomycota, Dothideomycetes, Pleosporales, Lindgomycetaceae. The transcript has 4 exons. The record is from RefSeq and is a predicted model, not a curated record.
CUCGAUCUCGUCCUUUACCAACUGCCGACACCCAUCAUAGCUUGUCUUCGCCUCUGCUAACCCACCAUGCCGAAUGCCGCGCUAUCAUCAAGUCAGGCUACGGUUAACGGAGCCCUUGUCAUCACGGCUGUUUUCCCUGAUAUUACAAGGCUCCUCUCUCCCCCAAAAUGAAAAUCUGAAGACCUCUCUCUUUAAUAUCCCUCUAUUCAACACACUGGAUAUUAGGCACAAUGCUUCUCAACGAAGUACUUCCACUCCUAGUCCGAUACUGGCCUCUCGUACUCGCCUCUCUCAUCAUCAGCUAUCUAGUGAACAACAAAUUCUGGAAAGGCUUAAAUCGAUAUCCGGGACACUGGUUAGCUGGGUACACGAACUGGUGGCGCUUUUAUGAUGUUUGGGGACGGCGACAUGAAUGGACGAUAAUACGACUUCACCGCGAGCAUGGGGACAUUGUAAGGCUGGGACCGAACGUUCUUUCAUUUGGAGAUCCAAAGGCCAUCAAGAUCAUCUAUGGCCUGAACAAGGGAAUGACGAAGUCCGACUUCUAUCCUGUCCAGAACGCCGUAUCGAAAGGUCGACGCCUGCAAUCUCUAUUCUCUACCACUGAUGAAAACUACCAUGCGAAGUACCGCCGUUGCGUUAACAAUGCAUUCGCGAUGAGUUCGCUGGUCAACUACGAGCCCUUAGUUAGUUCGACGUUAGACGUCUUCCUCGAUCAGACCCAGAAACUUUACGCUAGAACGAACAAGAGCUGCAAUUUUAGUCAAUGGCUACAAUUUUUUGCAUUUGAUGUUAUUGGGGACUUAACAUGGAGCAAGAGGCUUGGUUUCGUAGAGGAGAAUAGAGAUGUGGAUGGAAUGGUCGCAUUCUUGAACAAAUUUCUCAGUUAUGCAGGGCCGAUUGGUCAAAUGCCCAUCCUUGAUCUCUUCCUCGAGAAGAAUCCUAUCCGCCUCCUAGCUCAGCGGCUCGGGCUUAAUAAAACCGUCUUCCCCGUGACACUUUUCGCCCAGACCCGCUCCAACGAACGAGCGGGCGAGAUCCAGAAGAUCAAAGCCUACGGACUCCCAGACAAUGAGUCGAACCCCCGCGGUGUCGACCUAUUAUCUAAGUUUGCUCAAGCCGCUCACGACCACCCAGAGUUCAUGACAGAUACCCAAGUUCUGACAUCCUGCGUCUCCAUGGUUUUCGCUGGCUCCGAAACGACCGGUAUAUCUCUAUCUAGCGUAUUCUACUUUUUGCUUAAGCACCCAAGGGUUUAUGCGAAGUUGAUGAAAGAAUUGGAUGACGCAGUCACAGACGGCAUCAUCGAGUCCCGGCCUAACAAGAGUGUGUCGUGGUCAGAAUCUCAGAAACUGCCAUACCUUGAUGCCGUAAUCCAGGAAUCCUUCCGUCUCCAUCCUGCUGCCGGCCUGAUCCUAGAGCGUAUUGUUCCACGACAAGGCAUGGAUAUCCUCGGUAAUUUCAUCCCCGGAGGAACAAUCGUUGGAUGCAACGCUUGGGUCUUACACCGGCGUCCAGAGGUCUUCGGUGGGGAUGUCGACGCAUUUAGGCCAGAGAGGUGGAUUGAAGCGAGUGCCGAGAAGCUCAAAGAAAUGAAGGCUACCAUGUUCCAGUUUGGGGCAGGUGCGCGGACGUGCAUCGGCAAGAAUGUGAGCUUGUUGGAGGUUUACAAGUUGGUACCGAGCUUCUUGCGCCGGUUUGAAAUCGAACUUGAGCGUCCAGAAAGCGAAUGGAAAACUCAUAAUGCAUGGUUUGUUCGCCAAAUGGAGUUCAAUACAAAAUUCAGACCUCGAGAAGUAUCUCCUUGAGGGGCUGAGCUGUUUGAGUUUGGAGAGGGAGGGAGAGAGGUAGAUAGGACGACAUGAAUGAGAGUGCAUGAAGGUGAUGAUGAUGAACGACACAUAUUCUCAAAUCAGCUGUUAUUACCAUGAGUCGUGAAGCUCCCUCUCCUUGUAGAAGUCUAGAGUGAAACUUCAACCUGGGCAAUGUGAUUGUAGGAUUCUGUUGUUAGGCCACGGCUGGAGCUGUAACUUCCAAGGCUGUUAGUUGGGCUUAGGAGGGUUCC